AUGACUGACUUGAAAAAGAUUAGCCUUGAGGAGAAGAAUGCUAUUGCUUCUUUGAAGAAAUGGUCAUAUUUACUGAAAUAUGGGCGGAUGGGGAAGCCAAAGUUCUGCCCGUUUCAGAUUUCCAAAGAUGAGAAGACAAUAAUAUGGUGUGUUAAAAAGGAGGAGAAACAACUUCCACUGAGUCGGGUGUCUAGGAUCAUGCCUGGACAGAGGACCGCAGUAUUCCAACGGUAUCCUCAACCUGAGAAGGAAUAUCAAUCAUUUUCGCUUCUAUAUGGAAACAGAUCGUUGGAUGUGAUUUGCAAAGACAAGGGGGAAGGUGAAAUUUGGUUUGUUGCCCUGCAAGCUCUUAUUUCAAAGAAUAAAUGCCAAAUAUCUUUAGAUGGUUCAAGCUCAAAUACACCAAAGAAGUCUCGGUCAAUCACACCAUAUAGCAGCAGUAACAUAGUCAGUGAGGAUUCAGGGAAGAAUGAAACUUCUUUGGUUCCUAUCAAGAGUAAUAAAAAUUUGGGAAGAGCAUUCUCUGAUCUGUUAAUGUAUACUGAGCCAGGAAAAUGUUCCCCGAAAAACAAAUAUAUUCUCAAAACAUACGGGUCAAAAUUUUCCAGGUUACACGAUGAUCACUAUUCUAGUAGUCCUGCAGACAGUGAUCCUGUGAGUUCUUCUAUGCAAUCAUCUAUUGAUGAUUUGCAUGUUGUUUUCAUAUGGGGAGAGGGAACUGGGGACGGGCUGCUAGGAGGUGGUGUGCAUAGAAUUGGAAACUCAAAUUCUACCAAAAGGGAUUCACUUUUGCCAAAGGCUUUAAACCCUGAUAAAUCUUUCGAUGCGAGAAAAGUUUCUUGUGGAAGUAAACAUGCGGUGGUAGUCACCGAACAAGGUGAGGCUUAUAGUUGGGGAGAAGGAUCCGGUGGUAGGCUUGGCCAUGGAGUAGAAGAUGAUGUGUCAACCCCAAAGCUCAUCAUUGAUAUCAGCAGAUCAAACAUCCAAUCAGUAUCAUGUGGAGAAAACCACAUAUGUGCUGUAACGCAAUCUGGGGAUCUAUACACCUGGGGUGAUGGAAUCAACAGUUCUGUCAGUCACUGGAUUCCCAAAAAAGUCAGUGGCCAGAUCGACGGAAUGCAUAUAUCGUUUGUCUCUUGUGGGCCAUGGCAUUCUGCAGCCAUCACAUCAGACGGUCAGCUGUUUACUUUUGGAGAUGGAACUUUUGGUGCACUUGGACAUGGAAACACUAAUAGCACAUGUCAUCCUAAACCUGUUGAGGCUCUAAACAGACUUAGAACAGUUGGAGUAUCUUGUGGUGUUUGGCAUACUGCUGCUAUUGUAGAUGUCGACCUUGAACCUUUGACUUCUCAUAACUCAUUUUCUAGGAAACUAUUCACAUGGGGUAAUGGAGAUUACGGCCAGCUAGGUCAUGGUGACAAGAAUCCAAGAUUAAGUCCCUUGUGUGUCGUCUUAUUAUAUGAUAAAAACUUCAGUCAAGUAGCAUGUGGGGAUGGUAUGACAGUUGCUUUAGCUACCUCUGGGCACGUAUACACAAUGGGAGGUGAAAAUAAUUGUAACAAAAGUAAUUAUAAUGUUCCUUUGUGCAUUGAAGACAUAGAAGAAAUAUCAUGUGGAUCUCAUCAUGUUGCAGUUUUAACUUCAAAAUCUGAGGUGUUUACAUGGGGAAAGGGAGGAAAAGGGCAGUUAGGACAUGGAGAUAAUAAAGAUAGAAAUAUUCCUACACUAAUUGAAGCUCUUAGCGAACCACAAGUGAAAAGUGUGGUAUGUGGAUAUAAUGUGACAGUUGCCAUUUGUGUUCGUAAACAGGUGCGUACUCCCGACCUUCCCAUGUGCACAAGUUGUCAUGCACAGUUUAAUUUAGAAAGGAAGCGCCAGAACUGCUUCAACUGUGGGCUUGCUUUCUGUAAACCAUGUACCAAUAGGAAAUCAAUAAAGGCAUCCUUGGCUCCAAACACGGACAAAACAUACCGUGUAUGUGAAGAUUGUUAUCACAAGCUCCAUAAAGAUGAAACUGAUACGAAAACAAAUGAUUUACCUCCCAAGACCACUAAAGCAAAUAGCAAUCGUAGAUCAGGCCCUGAUGGUGACCAUAGAUCACCAAGCCUGUUUUCUCGGCUCUCCUCUUUUGAUUCAUUCAAACUCUCUGGCUCAGUCAGUACUUCUCGAGCAACAUCUCCUGUAUCUUUUAAAUCAAGUCCUAAUCACUCCACAAAUCUUGUGCUACCUGAAGCAGAAGUAGAUGAUUCCAAGAGAAAGGAUGACAAUGUUAUCAAAGACGUAUCAAUACUUAGGGAACAGGUUAUUUCUUGA
Molecule: messenger RNA, 2313 nt
Organism: Erigeron canadensis
Lineage: Eukaryota; Viridiplantae; Streptophyta; Magnoliopsida; Asterales; Asteraceae
Product: PH, RCC1 and FYVE domains-containing protein 1-like
Exons: 8
Coding region: 1-2313 (770 amino acids)
Molecular function (GO): metal ion binding
Source: RefSeq, a predicted model, not a curated record